Messenger RNA from Pieris brassicae (large cabbage white), 549 nucleotides. RefSeq lists its product as uncharacterized. The record is from RefSeq and is a predicted model, not a curated record. The transcript is spliced from 2 exons. Lineage: Eukaryota; Metazoa; Arthropoda; Insecta; Lepidoptera; Pieridae. The coding region runs from base 1 to 549 and encodes 182 amino acids.
AUGGCUCAAGAAACAACAGAAACAUCACCGUUAACGGAGAACUUCCGAGUCGGCGUAAGAAUUCCACCCUUCUACCCAGAGAUGCCAGGUCUGUGGUUCAGCCAGAUGGAGGCGCAGUUCACCCUGGCCAACAUCAGAACCGACGAGACGAAAUUCUUUUACGUCGUCGGCAACCUGGACGCCCAAUACGCCGCGGAGGUAGAGGACGUAAUUUCCUACCCUCCGCCCGCCGAUAAAUACGACAAGCUUAAAGCUGAGCUCAUCAAGAGGCUGUCGGCGUCACGUGAGAAGAAGGUGAAGCAGCUUCUCAUGCACGAAGAGCUCGGAGACCGAAAGCCUUCACAAUUCUACCGGCACCUGCUCAACCUGGCCGGCCCCGGAGUACCUGAGGAGUUCCUGCGGACCAUCUGGACGAGCCGCCUGCCCAGCUCCACUCAGGCCAUCAUCGCAUCCCAGUCCAAGACGGAUCUGACUGAGCUGGCCGAGUUAGCUGAUAGGAUCCACGACGUCGUCGGUACCCAGUGCUGGAUUUACCAGCAGACUGAGUAG